Messenger RNA from Pteropus alecto (black flying fox), 1575 nucleotides. It is a transcript of the gene VMA22, whose product is annotated as coiled-coil domain containing 115. Lineage: Eukaryota; Metazoa; Chordata; Mammalia; Chiroptera; Pteropodidae. The transcript is spliced from 5 exons. The record is from RefSeq and is a predicted model, not a curated record. Bases 65 to 607 code for a protein of 180 amino acids. Gene Ontology annotation, biological process: vacuolar proton-transporting V-type ATPase complex assembly. Gene Ontology annotation, cellular component: extrinsic component of endoplasmic reticulum membrane.
CACAGUGGGCGGUGCUUGGGCGACCUGGAAGGAGGCAGGCUGCAGACCCGAGUGUGGUGGGCCCAUGGCUGUACCGGACCUACGGGCUGAGCUGGACUCGCUGCUCCUGCAGCUGCUCCGUGACCUGGAGGAGCUGGAGGCGAAGCGGACGGCGUUGAACGCCCGGGUGGAGGAGGGCUGGUUCUCGCUUUCCAAAGCUCGCUACUCCAUGGGUGCCAAGUCAGUAGGGCCCCUACAGUAUUCCUCCCGCAUGGAGCCCCAGGUCUGCGUCAGCACCAGCGAGGCGCAAAACGGACUCCAGAAAUUUUGGGUGGUGAGAGCCAGCGCCCAGACUCCAGAGGAGGUGGGGCCCCGCGAUGCAGCUCUGCGCAGGCGCAAGGGCCCCACCAGGACUCCAGAGCCAGAUCCCUCCCCAGCCCUUCAGGACCCUCUGAACUGGUUUGGAAUCCUGGUGCCUCACAGUCUGCGGCAGGCCCAAGCCAGCUUCCGGGAAGGCCUGCAGCUCGCGGCAGACAUGGCCAGCCUUCAGAUCCGCAUCAACUGGGGUCAAAACCAGCUCCGGGGGCUCCAGGAGAAACUCAAGCAGCUUGAGCUUGGGGCCACCUAACCGGUGGCCACAGAGACAGGCCAUGAGCACAGCUGUUCUUCAAUGUGGCCGCCUUAUCUCAAGCCUUCUUCUUUCACAGAUUGCCCCCCACUCCCCACCCCCACCCCACACACCUUAAAAUUUCUCUGGUCUGUAUGUUUCCAACCUUGUUAGGUGUGAAAGUUUGAAGAGGCAAACAGUAAUGUUGAAAAUCCCUACUGUGAAACCACUUCUAGUCCUGUAUUCUCCUAGGACACACUCAUGUGGGAUCGGUACAAAGUUGUUAGGUUAGUUCAUACUAGUGAACAACUGAAACAACCUCAUGCAUAAAUCAUUAAAGGUGAAAUACUGGACAGCUAGUGUUGGAAAGGACAAGAAGUAGGUGCUUCAGUUUCACUAGAUCAUCAAAACUGAUUUCGAUGGAGGGAAAAAAACUAUACAUGGCUUACAGAUCAGAAGAGGAUUCCAUGUCAAUAAAAGACACAAACACCUGUGUAGAUGGGCAGCCCUUGGCAGAUCUUAGGCCAGAAAGUAAAAGGGAUAUGUAAAUUUUCAAAUAAACAGUAAGAAGAGACCUUUCAGGGUUUUAAAAACCUGCCUUUAUCUUUCCAGGAGUGAGGCUGAACCUCUUAUAAUUUGUUGAAGGGCCAAUUAUAUUUCUUGUUCUGGAAAUUCUGUGUCCUUGCUUCAUUUUCCUAUUGGGUUGUUAUUUUUAGCAAUUUCUAGGAGCUAAUUUUUAUGCUUGGGGAAUAUUGGUCCUUUGUUCAUAAUAUGAGUGUUGUAAAUUUUUUCCCCCAGUUUGUCUUUUAACUUUGCUUAUGGUGUUUUUUAAGAACUUGUUAUUGUAAAAUAAAACAUGUUACAUUACAGAACAAUACAGAUCAAUUGAAUAGCAUAAUAAUUAAAGUGAAAGCCAUAGUAACCAUCACCCAACUCUUAUAUUUUUAUAGUCAGUUUUCUUAAUAAAGUUGAAUUUAUUAGCUGUUUAA